AUGUUCAGCUCCUCCAGCUCCUCCCAAUACUCGCCCUACGGCCACGACUCGCAAUACGGGCGCAGCACGAGCGCAACGCCCGGGCCGGCACAAGGGAGCCACGGUUUUGGCGGCGCUGGCACGGCUGGGCACGGGCACGGGCACGGGCUUAAUGCGAGUGCGAGCACUUGGGGCGGAGCGUCGAGUGCGGGUGGGAUGAAUGAUAGUUUUGGCGGAAGCAGGAGCACGUAUCAGCAGGGUUAUAUCUUGUCCGCGUCGCAGAACAACAAUGCACCAUCUACUAGUCCUCGAUUCGAAGAGUUGCCGGUCGUACAGACCAAAGCGAAGAUGAACUCGUCGCUUGCGCGCGCGCCGACGGUAGAGUUUGGGAAGGACCCUAUGUUCGAGAGCUCCAGGCGUAUGCAAGCUCUAGACGAAGACGCGCCGCCCACCGCCUCAGUCAACGACAUCGUAAACGCCACCCGCGCCGACACCUACACCUCCCGCACCCGCACCUUCGAAACCUCCUUCUUCGCCUCCUCCUCCCGCCCCCCAGCCCCGCAAACCACCACCUCCAACAGCAUCCCCGACCCGCUCUACGUGAUCGUCUUCGGCUACCCCUCGGACAAAUACAGCCUCACGUCCUCCUACUUCGCCCAGCUGGGCUCCAGCACCCCCGCCGAGCCCGUCCCCGAACUCCUAAACGCCUUCAAAAUCGGGUACAGCAACCCGUCCGACGCGUUGCGCGCGGUACGCAAGAACGGCGAGAUUCUGGCCGGGCAGUGGAUGGUGGGCGCCAAAUGGGAGAACCAAGCCAAGGCGGAGAGCGUGCUGGGCUCGAGCCUGUUCAUCUCCACCUCCCCCGGCGCACUCGGUCCGGGUCAGUCCCAAAGUGGAAGUGGAGGAGACGGGAUGGCCGUAGACGAGCCGCCGUCCGCCAUCGCGCGUACUUCCUCGGGCGGCCCGCGCACACCCGUGGGCGGAGGCGCCGGGGGCGCUUACACGCCCGUGCGACUGGCGCCGGCAGCGUCGGCGUUCAGAAAGCCUGGGACGGCGCCUGCCACGCCCGCUGCGGCCGCGAACGGCAGCGGCGCUGGGCCGGGGCCGACGCCCGCGUCGACGCCGAGUAAGGGUGUGCUGGGACAGGUUUCGGAUAUGAUAUUCGGCUGGUAG
Peniophora sp. CBMAI 1063 is the source of this 1152-nucleotide messenger RNA. The record is from the annotation of a GenBank genome assembly. NCBI's taxonomy places the organism in Eukaryota, Fungi, Basidiomycota, Agaricomycetes, Russulales, Peniophoraceae.